Messenger RNA from Drosophila takahashii, 1581 nucleotides. RefSeq names its product Cytochrome P450 308a1 (gene Cyp308a1). Gene Ontology annotation, molecular function: iron ion binding; monooxygenase activity; heme binding. The record is from RefSeq and is a predicted model, not a curated record. NCBI's taxonomy places the organism in Eukaryota, Metazoa, Arthropoda, Insecta, Diptera, Drosophilidae.
GGAAGUGGGAUUGUGUCCACCAGCAUCCAAAGGGCUCCCAUCUCGAUGUGGCUGCCACUGCUGUGCCUCCUGUGCCUUAUUGCGUUGGCCACUCUCCUCUGGCAGGGCAACCACUGGCGAAGUCGCGGACUGAAGGGACCUUUCGGCUGGCCGCUGGUUGGGAAUAUGCUGGACUUUGCCUUGGCCCGCCGUUCCUAUGGCCAGGUUUACGAGCAGAUAUACAGUCAGAAUCCCGGCCUGAAAUACGUGGCCUUCUAUCGCCUGUUCAACGAACCCGCCAUUCUGGUGCGCGACCAGGAGCUACUGCGUCACAUCCUAGUGGGCAGCCACUUUGUGGACUGUGCAGAGAAUGCUGUCCAUGUCGACCCUCGCCGCGAUGUCCUCGCUAGCCACAAUCCCUUCAUCGCCAGUGGCGAUCGCUGGCGCAUCUUAAGAGCCGACCUGGUGGCCCUCUUCACGCCCAGCCGACUGCGUCAGACUUUGCCACAUGUGGUCAGUGCCUGCCAGUUGCUAAGGGCUCAAAUACCCCUUAAGCUUGAGGGCUUUGAGGCCAAGGAUCUGGCCACCCGCUUCACGCUGCAGGUGGUGGCCUCCGUGGUCUUUGGUCUGGAUGCUCACUGCUUGGAUCGGGAAGAGGAGUGCCCAAAUCGCUGGCUGCAGUGGUUGGCCCCGCUCUUUCAGCCAAGCUCCAAAUGGAGUUGGCUGGAGACCGUGUCACUGUUGCACUCACCCCGUCUGGGUUGGAUCAUAGGCCAUCGCUAUGUACCCCUGCAAAUGCAGAGAUGGUUCAGGGAUUUGGUGGCCGGAAGGAGUGGCGGCGACAACCUGCUCCAAUGGCUGGCGGAGAGCAAGAGGACUUUAACUAAGGACGAGCUGGCGGGGCAUGCCACCACCCUGCUCCUCGAAGGCUACGAAACCUCGGCCAUGUUACUCGCCUUCGUCCUUUACGAAUUGGCCCGCAACGAGGAGGUUCAGCGACGCCUGCAUCAAGAAUUGGAUGAGGUUGCCCAGCGACACGAUGGCCAGUUGAUGGACACAGCCGCCUUGAGUCAACUUCGCUACGCUGAGGCAGCGCUGCUCGAGGCACUGCGUCUUCACCCGGCCAUGCAGGCUCUGCAGAAGCGAUGCACCAAAUCCUUUAGACUGCCGGCCCAAAAAUCAGGUUGUGAAUCUGAAACUGAAUCUGCACUUCAGGUGGAUGUGGGAACGGUCCUGGUGCUGCCCGUCCAGGCCAUUCAUCUUGACCCCGAUAUGUGGCCCGAACCCAAGCAGUUUCGUCCCGAGCGCUUCUUGCAACAGCCACAAAUGGGCUGUCGAUUUUUGGGCUUCGGCGCUGGAGCCCGAAUGUGUCCAGGAAUGCGUCUUGGCCUUCUCCAAACGAAGGCUGCUCUUGCCACCCUCCUGCAGGAUCACUGCGUCCUGCUGGCGGAUCGGGACCAGGAUCAGGUGGAGGUAGAGGUGUCCCCACUAACAUUCCUUACCGCCAGCAAACGUGGCAUAUGGUUGCGUUUGGAGAGACGAUCAACGCAAUGAGGAUAAGUUCAUAAGGAGUUAUUCAGUAUUGUUUUUGAAGGAAAUAAA